This is a messenger RNA of Cetraspora pellucida, 303 nucleotides long. The record is from the annotation of a GenBank genome assembly. NCBI's taxonomy places the organism in Eukaryota, Fungi, Glomeromycota, Glomeromycetes, Diversisporales, Gigasporaceae.
AAAUCACUUAAUGGAACAACCUCAUUAAUGGAAGUAGUAAGCAUAAUCGAACAGCAUUUAAUAAGGGAGUCACAAUUUGUGAGAUUCAAUGAGAUCAAUAAAAUGCUACCAUGCGUUAUGCAUGCAACUUAUCGAGAUCACUAUUUUAUAGCAAUUGAUAAGGCUUGCACUAAAUUUCUUACACCGGCAAUACAAAAGUUGCAGCAAAAUCAAAUAGAUCAAUGCCCCCACUAUCAAGCCUAUCAUACAGAUUUGGAGUUUGAGUUACAACAACAAGCUCAUAUUGAAAAUAUUAAUAAACUG